AUGGCGCGGAUCCUUAUUCUCUCGCUUCUUUUCGUGACCCUCGCGAUAGAGUCCGCCCGAUCGAGUGACAUCGUAGACCUCGCGUGCGAUGAUGACCUCGAUUGCGAACCAUUCCGCAGCGCGUCCGUCAACUCCACGUGCGUGCUGGAACAGUGCCGGUGCACUGACCUGCUGCAGGGUGGCAAUGCCACCGAGUGCAAACCAUUGGUCAACCGAGUGUCGAACCAGAUUGGCGGUCAAUGUCCGUGUCAGGUUGCGAAUUCGUUUUGCGACGAGAAGACGCACCGAUGCGUCUGCAAUGAUGGCUUCCUGCCAAGCCGCGUGGAGAAAAAGUGCGUCCACAAAUCCGUACCACUUGGAGGUGAGUGUGAAAACAACGAGCAGUGCUCCAACGAGGAUCACUUUGCGGACUGUGACGGAACGAAACAGGUUUGCCAGUGCCGGGAGCAUUUCGUCAUCUACGCCGGUGCCUGCCAUUCGCUGAUAGCCGUCGCCAAUCUCUCGAAACCGUGCGAAACCGACGAUGAAUGCUCGAAUGGGACGGCUCAUUCGGUGUGCCAUGGUGGACAGUGCCUUUGCGGGACCGGCCACAUCGCGGACGCCACCAACAGUAGCUGCCUUGCGGUGGCUGAGCUCGAUCAGCCUUGCACCGACUCGAACCAGUGCAUUGCCACGCUCGGGGUCGGUUCGGUGUGCUAUCAGCAACGGUGUGUCUGCGAUAGCAAUCACUUCCAGUUUCCGCUGCACGACACCAAGGUGGCUGCUGAUGGUCAGCAGAGGAUACGAAACGUGUGCGAGCGGAAAAUCGUGCAUGGAGAUAGCUGCAACGACAAUCAAAAUUGCUACAACUUCCACGUUGGACCGCACGAGCAGUCGAUGGAGUGCUUCAUGAACGUUUGCGUUUGUUUGAACGGAUUCAUCGAGAAGGAUCAUGUGUGCCUGAAAGCUAGUUCGGGUACGAUUUUAGCAGCCACAUCUAUUUUACUUAUCAUCCCCAGCUUUCUCGUGGCUAUUUUCAAAACGCUAUGA
Anopheles nili is the source of this 1029-nucleotide messenger RNA. Its product is annotated as prion-like-(Q/N-rich) domain-bearing protein 25. The record is from RefSeq and is a predicted model, not a curated record. NCBI's taxonomy places the organism in Eukaryota, Metazoa, Arthropoda, Insecta, Diptera, Culicidae. The transcript has 7 exons. The coding region runs from base 1 to 1029 and encodes 342 amino acids.